GUAAAGACUAGAUUUGAGAAACAAUAUUUUAUUAUUGCAUUAUUAUUAGCCCUUUUGAAUAUUCAAUUGGUUAGACUUGCAGUAGACGUCCAUUUCAGUGCACAUGUUUGAUUGAAGAUGGCUGAUAAUAUGAAACUUGAGUGUCGAUCUCUGCUCCAGAAGUUAAAAUUACAACAAAGAAACCUCAAAGAAUUAAUACCAUCAGAUGUUAAUUGUGACAGUUCGGUUGUCAGUGAUACAUACAGUGAAAACUUUGACGCACGAUCACCCGAAUUAAAAGCUUCUUAUGCUAGAAACAAGCUAAAAAGUUUUGUUCGUUCUCCCACCAAUUCAUUAAAUUCAUCUAUUGAUACGAAUGCCACCCUGGACUCUUCUUGCAAACACAGUUUCAAACCUAAAGUCUAUCUCCAUGAUACAAGUGUAGCAAAACCUAGACAGUAUAGAAGAAGUCCACAGAGUGAUGCACAACAAGAUAAAUAUGCUAACGAUAAGGAUUAUUUGAGUUCAAGGGAUACUGGAAGACCAGGAGAUAUUUCAGCUAACUUUCUCCGAGAUAUAAACAACUAUUUAGACAAUUCUAGAGACAUGACUGCAAGCACUCUCCAGAGUGAUAAAAUUGCAGAUUUAGACGAUUUCGAGAAUAUAGAUCGUUUGUCUCAAGCCAGUGCUACGCCUCCACGGUGGUCGACAGAAAAAUAUUCCAGUUUACCAUCAACCCCCAAUACAGCACAACGCCGCAAAAUAAUUGAUCGCAACAUACCUGUCACUUCAAAAUACGAUGAUUUUAAAUUAAAUACAGAAUCCUCGAAAUUAAAUUUCAGUUAUUCAAAUGUAGAUAAUGAUGAAGAGACAAUGUUUAAAUCAAGGGUUAAUGUAGAUGAUGGCACCACUGAUGAUAUUGAUGAAACAUUUUUAAAAUCACGCCUUAAUGCAUCACCAGAAGACAUUUUCUUACAGAAGAAUAAGGACUUCAAAUCAGAGAGAAGGGAGAGGGAAAGAGAAAGAUUUGAAGACAGAGAAAGAAAAAGAUUAGAAGAAAGACGUAUGAAAGAAUUAGAGAAAGCAAAAGAAUUGUAUAAUAAACAUCUAGAAGAUUCAGGCAAUGAUAAGAAACAUGUGUCUAUAAUUCGUGAUGCUAGUAAACCUCGAUCUAUUUUAACAUCGCCUUGCUCUAGAAAUACUAGUAGUGGUAAUAGAAGUAAGACUCCAUCGAAAGUAAGUUUUCAGUCUUCCAAUAUAUCUUCUGAUACUCUACAAGAUGAUGUAGCUGUUACCUCUAGUAAAAUGUUAGGAUAUGAUUGGAUAGCAGCUCUAUUAGAUAAUGAGACUGGUUGUAUGGAUGAAUCUGAGAGUUAUUUUAAUGAUCUGAAAGAGUUCCGACGAUCUAAUAGAGAUGAAUGUAGUAAUAAUUUUUAUAUGAAUAAUCCGUUGACAUUUGCUGAACCAAAAGAAGCAUCUCCAGUUGUUAAAGCCUUAACACAGCCAAAAGUGAAACCUUAUAUAGUCAAUGAUCGUUUAUUUACACAACCAUUAAAGAAAAAACUUGUUGAUGAUUUAAAUGAUUCUGAUCAUGAAGAUGCAACCCCAACACAGAAUUCACCCAGAUAUGUUAGAGUAAGCAUACCUCGAUCUACGUUAGAGCAGCCAUAUAAAAUGAAGCCUCAUCGUCGAAACAGUUUUGAUCCAACUGAUUCCUGUUCAUUAAGAGAACAUUGUUUAUUGGGAUGGGAGAAUUCUACAUUAUCAGCGUUACCUACAGCUUCUAGUGUGGAUAUUAAUGAAGCUACUGAUGGACUUAAACCAAAAAUGACAACAACAUUAGCUGAAGCUGAACGUAUUGCCAGCACUGGAACACAAAUGUGGCCUUUCAUAGCUCCCCCUGCACGUGUUGAUCCAUUACCUACAUGGAGAAAGAAUUAUCAAGCAUCAGUUAUGAAUUUAUCUCAUCCAACAUCCAUGACAGAUUCUGUGAUUCCAGGAGAUUCGGAAUCUUUAAGAAAAUCCACUAAUAGUCUGCUCAAUUCUACAUAUUCCUUAAUGUAUGAAAUGGAAAGAUUGAAGAAAGAAAGAGAAAGUACGAAAGCUUGAAGUAGAUUUAUAUCUUAAAUCGAACAGUUUUAAAAACAUGACACAGGGAUGCUGUUUCGGCCAUAGAUGCCAGACAGAAAAUACGAAAUAUUUGUAGUGGAAGUCUAUGAAAGGGAAAGGAGGCUUAUUGAUCCUAUUUCCAAAAGAUUACUGCGAUUGUUGAUGAACCAAUUCUGGCCUCUUGUUAACCCUAGCUAAAAAUAUCCAACAAGCAAAAUUUCUAAACAUCGUAUCUACUAUGACAUGCAUUUAUCAAUAGUCAUCAUAACAUUUAAAUCAUUAUUACCUCAUUGAUCAUUGCAGUUAAAUAUUCAUUAACUGAUUUCUAAAUUGGUGACAAUCUAAAGCACAAAACACUAUAUAGCAUAUUCCCAUGCUCAUUAGCCUAGUUGGUGUAGAAAAGUAGGAAGUUAAACCCCAUUUCAUUUGAUUUAAUUUCUAAACGCACAGCGCACACCACAAAAAUAUUAAUCAGUGUUUGUAUCAGGAGAAAAGUCAGGGAAGAUCUUUUGGGUCAUAUAAUUUAUUGCAGAUCAAUAAUUGUUCGUUCAUGAUGUAAAGCCAACAACAUAUAAGCCAGGGUGUGCUCUACAUAAGCCUCAAAUGUGUUAAUUUUCUCUUUAUUUUUCAAAGUUCUGUUGGAAUGUUAUAGUUUUGGAUACUAAUAUUUCUACUUAUUCACAAACAUUAUUGAGUUUUAUUUACAGUUGUAGUUGUUGAAUUUUAUUAUAAUAUUAACUGCUGAAAAUUAUAUUUUAUACUUUUGGUAACCUUCAACCUCAGUAUUUUUGUAAAUAUUUACUUGCACAAUUUAUAUUUUUGACCAAUUAUCACUUUAUAUUUGAACAAAAGCUAUUCAUAAAAGACAUUUAAGACAUUCCUGAAUGCAGUAACCAAUGGCAUAGUUAGGGGGAGAGCAAAGGGACUUUAAGGGAGACCAUUUUCAAAAUAUAUUUAACUCUUUUGUUCACUUGUUCUAUGUAUUUCAAUUUAAAAAAAGAAAAUAUUUGAUACAUUGAUUGCUUCCCUAAUUUAAGAACCAAGAACCUUGUUACGACCAUGACUGUAACAUUUUCAUAGACACAAAGAAUUUAAGGCAUCUCAAAAUAAUCCAGGUACUUUAAUUAUGUGUUUUUCUAAGCAACAAGUGUUUUUUAUUUACCCCAUAUUAUAAGUACCAUUAGUCCACAUUCAGAAAUUGAUUCUUAACAUAAUUCAGUGUUCAAUUAAUUUUAUUUCAAGUAAUUACAACUGUAAUGCCAACAUAAUUAAUAUUAUUUCAAGUUAAUUACAGCUGUAAUGCCAACAUAAUUCUGUGUUUAAUUCAUUUUAUUAUGUUUGUCAUUAGUUAGAAUUGAAUGUUAAUUACAGCUCUAAUACCAAUCAAAUAUUGUGAGGGUGUUAUAAAUGAUUUAAAUUAUCAAAUUAGAAUUGGUUGUAAAAGUUGAAUUUUAUAAGCUAUUGUUAUCUGAUAUA
Messenger RNA from Patella vulgata (common limpet), 3564 nucleotides. RefSeq lists its product as uncharacterized. The record is from RefSeq and is a predicted model, not a curated record. NCBI's taxonomy places the organism in Eukaryota, Metazoa, Mollusca, Gastropoda, Patellidae. The transcript is spliced from 8 exons. Gene Ontology annotation, biological process: negative regulation of G2/M transition of mitotic cell cycle; negative regulation of cell migration. The coding region runs from base 118 to 2088 and encodes 656 amino acids.